GUCUCUCUGUGCACUAACUAAAAGAAAGAAAAUAAAAAAGGAUCAGAUGGGCGCGCGCUCCUCAUGCCAUGGCCAUUCUCUCUCUCUUCGAUUGCUUCCUCUCUAGGGUUUCUUUUCCAUCUCUCUUCAUCUGAAAACCCUAGAAAACUAGGGCUAGAUCCUCCUCAAAUGGCGAUUACUCCAAAUUAAGGUUUAUCAAUGGAGUCAGAGCUCAAGGACUUGUCAGCUUCGAAGCAAAUCUCUGCGGAGCCUGGCGACGAAAGCCAUCCCGAGAGCUCGAGAAAGGACGAGAGGCCUCUCCUCAAGAUUGGUUCUGAAACUGUAGUUUAUGAUCUCGCGGAAAUGGAGAAGAAGUAUGCGGCCUAUGUGAGGCAUGAUAUCUAUGGGACGAUGGGGCAAGGUCCAUUUCCUCUGAUUGAGAAGCUGCUUCUGGGUUUCGCCAUUGUUACCCUGGUGCCUCUUCGAUUUGUUCUUGGGCUUUUGAUAUUGUUCGUGUAUUACUUGAUCUGUAGGCUCUGUACUCUCUUCUCGGUUCCUUUUAGGGAGGAGGAGCAAGAGGAUUAUGCUCACUUGACUGGGAUUAGAAGGACUGUUAUUGUGCAAUGUGGAAGGUUAUUGUCGAGAGCGAUGCUCUUCGUGCUAGGAUUUUAUUGGAUCAAAGAGACCUAUCGAAUUCCUGAUCAAGUUGGGUCCAAUUCUGGUGAAAAAUUGGCUGGAGAGAAUGAACAUACGGAGGUUUCAGAUCGGCCUGGGGCAAUUAUAUCUAAUCACAUAUCAUAUUUGGAUAUUCUUUAUCAUAUGUCAUCCUCUUUCCCAAGCUUUGUUGCAAAGAGAUCAGUGGCUAGACUUCCCCUAGUUGGUCUUAUCAGCAAGUGUCUAGGAUGUGUCUAUGUGCAGCGAGAGUCAAAAACAUUGGACUUCAAGGGUGUUUCAGGUGUUGUGACAGAAAGGGUUCAAGCUGCCCAUCAGAAUAAACUUGCUCCAAAGAUGAUGCUUUUUCCGGAGGGAACAACUACCAAUGGUGAUUUUCUUCUUCCCUUCAAAACUGGUGCAUUCCUUUGUAAAGCGCCUGUCCUGCCUGUGAUUCUACAAUAUCCUUACGAGAGAUUUAGUCCAGCAUGGGAUACUAUAUCUGGGAUACGUCAUGUAUUUUUGCUUUUUUGCCAAUUUGUAAACUAUAUUGAAGUGAUUCAUCUCCCCGUAUAUUACCCUUCACCAGAAGAGAAGGAAGACCCCAAGCUGUACGCUAAUAAUGUGAGGAAGCUAAUGGCUAGUGAGGGAAAUCUUAUACUUUCAGAUAUUGGGCUAGCUGAAAAAAGAAUUUACCACUCUGCUCUGAACGGUUAAUUAUUUAGCCGCUAAUUGCAAUCCGAGGCUAUUACGGGCCUAAACACUAGUUCUAGGUUGCAUAGAAAUUGAAAAUGAGGAUUUGUAUUUUGCCCUAACCCUAGGAACGCUUAAGAGCUUUUGGGGUUUUGAAUAAGGCACGAGUGGAGCUUCAAGAGCCUUACAGUGGACCUCAACCCUCAAGCCUAACCUGACCCAUUACUGUCUUGUAAAUCUCUACCUUUUUCUAGGUUAUCCUCAUCACGUUCUCUGCCUAUCCCUUUUGUUUAAGCCAUAUUUGUAAACAGGAGAAGCCUAUUUUAGCUUCUGUAAAAGUUCUAUUUCUCCCUUGUUAUGCAACUUGUGUACUAGCAAGAGUAUGGAAAUACUCUUGGAAAUUGGAUUAAUUUUUUGGCAAUAUGCUUCAUAGUUUAUUGGUA
Messenger RNA from Amborella trichopoda, 1766 nucleotides. Its product is annotated as Phospholipid/glycerol acyltransferase family protein. Gene Ontology annotation, cellular component: endoplasmic reticulum. The record is from RefSeq and is a predicted model, not a curated record. Gene Ontology annotation, biological process: phospholipid metabolic process. Lineage: Eukaryota; Viridiplantae; Streptophyta; Magnoliopsida; Amborellales; Amborellaceae. Gene Ontology annotation, molecular function: lysophosphatidylethanolamine acyltransferase activity.